Messenger RNA from Meyerozyma guilliermondii ATCC 6260, 669 nucleotides. RefSeq lists its product as uncharacterized. The record is from RefSeq and is a predicted model, not a curated record. The transcript has a single exon. Bases 1 to 669 code for a protein of 222 amino acids. NCBI's taxonomy places the organism in Eukaryota, Fungi, Ascomycota, Pichiomycetes, Serinales, Debaryomycetaceae.
AUGGACCCCCCUGUACUCCAAACUAUCAACGACUUGGCCCAGGUUUCUCGAGAUCAAGCUGAAGUAUCCUCCACAGUGAUCAAUGCACUUGAAAAGAUUGUCAAAGAAUUGAGUGAAGUCCCAGAUCCAAUAGAGAACAAUUCUACCGAAGCUGAUGCUGAAUCUUCUAAAGCUAAAUCUUCUAAAGCUGAAUCUUCCAUAGCUGAACCUUCCAACCUUACGUCGCUGGUCGACAGUUCUAACGGUGUCCACAAUUCCACGGAAGUUUUGAUCGCAGCUCUUGAACGAGAAAGACUAGAAAUACUAUCUGAUAUCCAAAAACACGAGUAUAUCGGAAACCAAUUGCGAGAUAUUUUGGUCCCAAAUCAAAAAUUGGUGGCAGAUGUAAAGCAUUAUUUGGCCCGGCGCCAUCAGAUCCACGCUAACGAUGUAGAGACAAAUAACAACCGGUUGGUACAUUAUGAAACGGCGGUAGUAAAACCAACAAUUGAAAAACUCGAUAACUGUACCGACGAUUUGCAUAAGGGAAUUACAAUGUAUAAAGAUACCGUUCAAAUGUCUUUGGGUGUUGCGGCGUCAACCUCCGAUACGCUUACUUCCUUACAAUUCAAACGGCAAUUAAAUGCGUUGAUCGAUGUCCUAAAUAAUCUAGCUGAAACUGCAAGCUAA